This is a messenger RNA of Rhopilema esculentum, 3266 nucleotides long. RefSeq lists its product as uncharacterized. Lineage: Eukaryota; Metazoa; Cnidaria; Scyphozoa; Rhizostomeae; Rhizostomatidae. The record is from RefSeq and is a predicted model, not a curated record.
AUGGAGGGAAGCGAAACGAAGCGUUCAGUCGAAAGGAUGGAAAAUGGCACAGCCUUCCCUAGUAUUGGUGAUAAUUUAAUUUGCUCCCUGCAAGAAGAGAACCGAAGCCUUAAAAUUAGAAUAGCCGGAGUCGAUACGCUGUCUUCAUUGCUUCGUGGCACCAGAGAUGAGUUGGAAACAGUUUGCGCUGAGAAAGAAAGUUUGGAAGUUGAACUUGCGAGGUUGCAGUGUAAAUACUCCCUUCUGGAAAAAGAUAUGACCGCAAAAGAAGCAUUGCAAAACACCGCUGGUCCAACAAAUCAAAUGUUUGAAUCCGUAUUAAAACAGAACAAGAAACUCAAAGAGGAACUACAGCAUUCGAGGAAAGCAGCCAUGUCCACCGAGAGCAUCUUUGGACCAGAAGCUUUGUCUGAAUUAGUUUCAUUCAAAGAAGAUCUUGAAAUGGAAAUCAAGAAUUUGCAGAAGGCAAUGAGAAACAAAGAAGAAGACACAUCAAUAUCUCAAGUUGCUAGGCUGCUAGGGCAAGUAACCAAGUUAGAGUAUCAAUUAAAAGCUAAAGAGGAAGAGUGUGUUUCUUUAAAAUCAGAAAUUGAUGCUUUCAAAGUGCUUUCUAGUGAUGAAAAAAGCAAAGACCAAUUGUUACAAAAUUCAUUCACUGAGGUGGAAUCAAAAGAAAUUUCACUAGAAUUGACUGAAAAAAAGGAAGUUGAAAGAGAAGAUUUCAGUUCACAGUUUGCAGGGUUGGUUAUGGAUGUGUCAACACAAACAUCAUCAGAAGAUGAUAUUUUUAAAGAAAAAAACACUAUCAAAAAGGAAUUCACACACAAGGAUUUUGUCCAACAAAGAAAUCAGUGCUCAUUAACACGUAAAAACUCCAAAAGGGCAAGUGGAGAGUGGAAUUUGGCAAAGAAAAGACACUCUGAUUUGUUUGAAGACGACUGGAACAUAGAUAAAAUCAAUACAACUGAACAGCUGAAAGUCACUCAAGAAUUGUUAGUGCAGGCCAAUGAACUAAUUGGAGUUUUAACUGAAGAAAAUGAUAGGCUGCUUCAAGUCAAUGCAAUGCUUCUCCAAGACACCACCAAAACUGACAAUCAAAAGGCUACGAGAGAAGAGGUUUUGGAUCGCCUAAGAUUUCUAUUCUCAGAGUGCAGCUAUGAUGAGGCAGAUUAUAAAGAGAUUGGAUGCAUCCAGGACAUUGAAAUGAGCCAUUUACACGGUGGUGAAGGAAGAAAGGGCUUUGAAUCUAAAGACGAGUAUAAAGGAAGUGAAGCUAAACAACUAAGUAAAGAGGAAGUUUUGAUAAAUAAUAAUAAACAUCCAAUGGGUAAUAUUAUUGGUCAGAUGGAUAAAAAAGGUGUACAAAUUGAGGAAACCAAACAAGGUAUUACAACUAGUUGCGAUGAUUUUUUCGAUCAUAACAAUGUAGACCAUGGAUCCGUAAUGAGAAGUGGUGAUUUAAAAUCUAAAGCUGGUCCAAAGUGUGUUCACACAAGAGACAGUGGUGUUGAUAUCUGCGUCCUAGAAAGUGAACGUAAUUUAACCGAUCAUAUUAUUGGGAAAGUCGAGGAAUGUCCAGAGUCAUCAGACGGUAGUUCAAAGGUACGAGAAGGAUCCGACGAGAAUAUCAAGUUAAGGAAGGAGCUUGAAUUGAAGGAUUUGAAACUCAAGGAAGUUGAAGAAAAGAUAUCAAAGAUGGAGGCCGAGUUGAGAUCACUAGAAACAAAGACAAAAACGAUGGCUGAAGGAAAACUUGAGGGUAACGAAAAAGCUGGCUGUACGAAGAAAAGGCUUUGGAAGAGCAUCGGCCAUAUUCCGAGUUCCGUACAUUCCACAACACACCAGAGAAUUGUCUUUGAGAGUGAUGUUUGAUAACAAAGUAGCGUCUAGAAGAUUUGCAGAUGUAUAUUUAUAUGUUUAGAAGCGGUUCUCUAAUGUAUCAUAUUGAAAAGUGGUGCUCAACAAUCAACAGUAAACGGUGAUGAACCCUUCAAUGAUUCCGCUAUUGUUUAUUGGCAGCAUCAAUGCAAUAGUUUGAUGAUUCGCUGCGUUUCUGAAGGCGUUUGUGGUUAUCGACUGAAUCUUCGUUUGUACUUCAACCGGAAAGGCACCAAUGUAUAUAUAUAUAUAUGAAGAGGUAUUCUUUUGGCCACCAUUAUAUGGUCAUAGACUUGUAUUAUUACGAAAGCCUUUUUGGCUGCUACUUUAGUAGCAUAGGCAGUAAAGUUUUUUUAUACUUAGGACAAUCAACCUUUUUUCUUUCUUUAAUACAAUUUUCCGUUCCCACUUCUAUGCUUUUGUGUGUUGGAGGUAGAAAUACCCAUAACUUCUUGCGACAUUAUGACAACUUGGUGACGUCAUUUGAUUAAAGCAACGUUUUUAUCAUGAUCCUGUGGUCCAGUCCAGUGGCCACCAACAUGGCUUGUUAGACGAAUGGACUAAUAUGUAACCAUAAAACCUUGAAUUAUUGUUAGCGUGGUGAAUGUUUAGUCACCGAAUCCUUUUACGACGAGGUGAUACUUAUUGCAACUGUUUCCUGCAAGAUGGUAUAAUAUCUUGAUGAUUCGAGCUAAGCUCUUUUCUUUGCAUUAAAAUUUGAAGAUGUAGAAUUUCACAUUUCUGGCACCGAUGAAACUUAUUAAGUGUGAUGAUAAUUGAUCAUGAAAACCUUAAAAAACGUUCUUGGACUGUUCUUAAUGUGCUCGUGAAAUGGCCUCACCAAGUGCGCUCAUUAUAACAAGCGUUUUCUUCAUCGUACUUAAAGAUGAAUACUUAGAGAUUCAUCAUACUCAGGAACAGAAAACGAUUCGGAGAGGUUAAAGGGCAUGUGUCGUGAACAUGAUUGGCUAAUGCAAUACAAUCAUCUCUUUUGUUUAGCACAAAGCAUGGAAGUAAAAAUUCAAGAUAAAGAAAGGAAAAGUCACGAAACAAUGGAAUUCCACUCCAAACGCUUUUGUUUUAUUAGCCAACUGUUAAUGUGACAUAUGCCCUUUAAGGUGUGUAGGUAUAUGGAAAAAGCGCUUCAAAAGAUAUUAGGGCUUGUAUUUACUUUAGUUAGUUUUUUGCUUUAAUUUUUGUAAAUGUAACCUUUUCAUACAUUUUGUAUGCAUAAAUUGGAUAUUCUUGAAACUGAUUGAUUUGUGCUUAAUCGAGGACAGCACGAUUGAAAACAGAGAACCUAUUCUUUGCUACGACUAAGUUCGUUACCGAAACCUCGUUUUGUAGCAUAUAAUACCAAUGCAUUGUAAUACCAAUGCCUUCUUAUA